ACCCCCUGCUCCCCCUCCUCUCAUACCUUUCCCACAGAGCCUCAAAGGGAAAAUAUUCAAUGACUGAUGCACUUUCAGUCAGGACCACCGACCUACAGACCUGGGUAAAGCUAAACAUAUGAAGAAAUAGUCCAACAGGAAGUAGGAAGAAUUGCUUUUCAAAAUAAAGACAUGGACUAUCGAAAGACUGCAUAUAAAUAAGAUAAAAAAUAGUAUUAUCGUAAAUUAUAAUCGUUUAUUUCCAUCUUUUUAAAACAGUUAAAAAGUGCUUCACAAAUAAAAAUGCAAGUGAAAAUACAUCAAAACAUCAAAAGCAUAAAAACAGUUAUAACAGAAUAAAUAAAACAAUAAAAACACUAAACGAGUGACAGAAAUUUAAGCAUGACCUCAAACUACAUUAAGAAAAACUAGAAUUGCCUAAAACCAGGGAUACAUCAGGUACGAUAAUUGUAUGUUUAAGCUUUUUAAAAGGAAACUGCUGACUCAGCUAAUCUCAUUGAUGAGCAGCGGAGCCUCUGCCUCCAGAUGCUCUGACUUUGUUUGACUUGUAACACAAUCUGCUGUGACAUUUGCAGAGAAGGAUGAAAACCUGACACUGCUAGAGAGAAUUUACAGAGCCCUGAAUCAGCCCACUUUGUGUUUGCUCAUUGCUUACGGUCAGGAUUAACAUAUAUUGUCUGUUGGUUUCUUCAUGGUUUCCUAUAAACAUGUGCUCCAACAAUCAUGGAAAUAAUAUGAAAACACUCUGUUAAGUGCUGGUUCAUAUGGACUCUCUUAUUUAGGGUUUCAGUUGACAACUAUACAGUUCAAACAUGUUAUCAAGCCUUUAAAUGUGGUGAACAUAAACAUAGUAAACCCAUAUACAGGCACUUAUAGAUGGGAACGUAUCUUCAGUGGUUUUCUAUGAUUCAUUUCCAUUUUUCCCAUUUGCAACUCUGGGAUUUGUUUACAUCUAGAAUGGUUCUGAUCUUCCUUGUCUUUGUUUGCGUUUUUGCAGCGAUUCUCAAUCAGCAGAUGAGCUUAAAACCAGUGGCAAGACGCAUUUCACACACCCUCAUGUAUUUCUGCAUUUGCACAAAGACAGUGGGACCCAUUUAUAAAAAUAUAUUGAAAUGCAGGACAAUCUAUACUACAUACUAUACAUACAUUCAAUACUGUUUUUCAUCUCAUAGCAAAAUGGGCCUAUCAAGGGGGGGUAAGGGGUUGAAAUGUGGUUGCAAUGACAGGCACUGCUUCAAUCCAACCACGGACGAAACAUCAAGUUUAGGUUUCGGUUUGGAGCUUUAUUUUGAAAGUCGACACAGGAAUCCGCGUGUAGAGUCAGGAGCUUGACCAGAGUGAGCGGAGCAUCAACAGCGGAGCUCUGAGCCUCUGUCAGUCCGACACCCAUAGUCUGCAGCCUCAGAGAGUGAUACAGAAAAGUGAUUUAUAUUAUACACAGGGAAGAGGAGAAAAAAGAAAAGUUAGCAUGGACUGUAGUCUGAAAGGACAAAUUUAAGAAGUCCCAAGUUCUUUCUUUCUUCUUUCUUUCAUUCUUUCUCUCUCACUCUCUUUCUUUCUUUCUUUCUUUCUUUCUCUGUUUCUCAUCACUGUGGACACGGUGGUGAUGUGAUGCGCGCCUCUCUCGGGACUGGGCCUGCGGUGGUGAUGAUGGGUCGGGUGAGGAGAUGAGCAUCGGGCGGUGUGGGGUACCAGGGGCGUGAGAGGAGGUCUGGACCCUGAGGUAAGAGGGCCGAGGCUGCCUCAUGUGUUGGGCCUCCUCUAAAUUCUGGUCCCCCCCGACCGCCAUCCUCCCAGCAUCAGUGGGAUGUCCCAGGUGUGUCUCCCCUUGGCCUUGCUGAUGCUCUGCAGCUGCACUAAGGUUUCCUCUACUAACUCCUUGGAGCUUGUGAAAGAGAAGUGGAGCAGCUACAGGAACCAGUGCCUGGACUACCUCAACACCACGCCCCCCGCCACAGGGCUGGUGUGUAACAGGACAUUCGACCUGUACGCCUGCUGGCCUGAUGGACUCCCAGGAACCACUGUCAAUGUCUCCUGCCCAUGGUUCCUGCCAUGGCACCGUAAAGUUCAGCAGGGUCUGGUGUACAGAGUCUGCAGAGAAGACGGUCAGUGGGCAAAGAAGAAUACCAGCGAAUGUGAGGACGACCCCGGUGAGCAGCAGUAUGGACGCAUCCUUAGUCAGUUACGGAUCAUGUACACAGUGGGCUAUUCUCUCUCCCUGGGAGCUCUGCUACUGGCACUGGGAAUCCUCAUCACCUUCAGGAAGCUCCACUGUAUGAGGAACAACAUCCACAUGAACCUGUUUGCCUCCUUCAUCCUGAGAGCCAUGUCCAUCCUGGUGAAAGACGCCCUGCUCACCCUCACUCUGGACCCCAGGAGCCACAGCGACACGCGGACACAUGCUUGGGCUGUGAUGUGGUGCCGUGGUGCCAUGGUGAUGAUGCAGUACAGCGUGAUGGCCAACAACUAUUGGCUGCUGGUGGAGGGCAUAUACCUGCACAGCCUGCUGGUCAUCACAGUGUUCAGCGAGAGGAAGUAUUUCUUCAUUUAUCUGGCCAUCGGCUGGGGUGCACCGCUCAUCUUCGUGUGUCCUUGGAUCACAGUGAAAUAUCUGUAUGAGAACGAGGAGUGCUGGGAGAGGAAUAUUAACAUGGGAUAUUGGUGGAUCAUCCGCUCUCCUAUACUGUUUGCUUAUCUGAUCAACUUCUUCAUUUUCAUCCGCAUCAUAAAGAUCCUGAUGUCUAAACUCAGAGCUCAUCAGAUGAGAUACACUGACUACAAGUUCAGACUUGCAAAGUCCACUCUGACUCUCAUCCCCCUGCUUGGGAUUCACGCCAUCCUCUUCACCUUCGUCAUCGACGAGUCGGUUCCCAAAGGCUCCAUGCUGCGUCUCAUUCGUCUGUUCUGUGACCUCCUGUUCAACUCCUUCCAGGGCCUGCUGGUCGCCAUUCUCUACUGCUUCGUCAACAAGGAGGUGCAGUCUGAGAUGCUAAAAAAGUGGAAGAGGUGGAAGCUGGGUAAGGACAUUGACGAGGAGUACCGCCACACCCACAGCCACACGCCCCACGUCAAGAGUGGCAGCAUCGCUGCUGGCAAUCUGCCUGAUGACCCCAGCGGCGACUCACUCCGCCUUAACAAUACCAUCAGACGCCCAUCGUGCGCCAUCGCACAGGAGGAAAACCGCCGGCUGGUCGUUUCCUACAGUAACGGGACAGGGAAGGGCCGGUCCGCCAAGGGCAAACACUCCCUGCAGUUCUCUUUCCCGCCACGCCGAGGCCUCUGCAGCCAUGGUAGCACCACCACAGAGGACGUGUGCCUGGAAGAGAGGGCGCACUGCCACCUGUACCCUCUGAAAGGAGAGGAGACCAAUGUCUGAGAACAAGCAGACGUCAGAGAAAUCACACUGAUUGUGCUGAGGAGGAGAAUUAGGAAGUGACCCACGGGGAUCAGGAGGUUAAUAUCUGCAUAAUGCUACAGGAAAUAUGUUUUCACCUGCCCGGCUGCCAAUUCAUAUUUAUUGGUUUUAGGACCAUGAGCAAAAAAACAAUCGAUGACUUCAAACAUCAGGAAUAAUUUUGCUCUGUGAUGUUACAGUGUGUGUGUGUGUGUAUGUGUGUGUUUGUAUGAUUUCAUUUCGGCCCUUUGACUCCGACCUUGUCCAAAUCUUUCCAUCUGUGCUGUUGUUGCCAUUGUGAAUCAUGCUUGUGUUGUCUAACUGUUUGCAGCAACACACGCUUGUGGUACUUUCCCAAAAAAAAUAUUUUUUGUUUUGUCUUAUUUUUUCUUUUCUGGUUUUAUGAGCCCAAAUGUGGACGACAGUUUAAAUCCUGAUGCCUCGACACCGUAAUAAAGACAGGAGUGAGCUAAUCACUGGGGACCACUGACUACUAUUACACAGUGUUUGCCAUCAGCGUCAUAGGGGACGGACGCUGUCAUCCUCAAGACUGUGCUCUGAUAUUUAGCUUAAAGCCUACAAGAAAAUAAUUAUUGUACAAUACUGUGCAUUUCACGUGAAUUGAGCGAAGCGUUAAAUCCAUUCUUUAUUAUUUUGUUUCAGAGCUAUUCUUCUUUUUUAAACAGGUUUAAACUCCUGUCUGAAUGUAUACGACCAAUGGAGAAAUAUGUAACACUUAAACAAUGUGUUUAACUGUAUGUAUACUGGAGUCGCCCAGUGAUGAGACUUGAUUUAAAAAUGUUAUUCGCACAGACUCGGAAAGUUGGAUCAUCAUCAUCAUCAUCAUCAUCAUCAUCAUCAUCAUCAUCAUCAUCAUCAUCAUCAUCAUCAUCAUCUGGCUCCAGUCACCAUCCCUGCAGGUGCCCAUUUAGCCAGGUAUUCAGUAUUGUUUAGAAAUGGAGGCAAAGGUAGAAAAUUACUUUUUCUUUUGCACAGAAUACAAUAUGCACGGAUGAGAGGAGUCCUUUUUAAAGUGAACAUGUUACAUUUCACAACAUAAUGUGAAUAUUCUGUGUUGAAAAGAGCACCACAUUGCCAAUGGAGGAACAGUUGCUGUUUUGUAUUUCAUGACUAAAAAUGUGCCUCACGGCGCCACUUUCAUUAGUUUCAUUUCAGGAAACAAGAUAAAUUAGGUUUAGGAAAUUCAUAUUCAGUGAAGAAAUGGACUUGAUUGAAUUGUCAAUCGAUUUGAAAUCACAAUGGAGCCGAACAAGGAUUUUCACGAAUUCCUGAUAAAGUUCUAGAUCAAGCACGGAAAACAAAUGUUGUUUGAAGCGUAGCAGAGUGCACUGUAUAAUGUAAAUAUGAAUCAAAAGUGAAUACUAUAAAGACAGAGAGGGGGAUGGGUGGAGGGAUUCAUUGUUCUGUGUUUUUGCUCGCAGUCCAGGUGACUCAACGUUGAAAUUGAACAUGACUAAUUACCUUGAGAAAAGACGAGAGGUUUUUUUGCAGAACCUGAUUGUGCCUCUCUCCUUUUAUUUAAACUGUUAUUAAAGCGUGAACGCGAAAGGUUUUAUAUAAAAAGCCACAUUGUUGUGUCUCAUGUGUCUCUGUGGAUCCAAUUAAAGUGAAUUCUGUCAGCAAAUAAAAAA
Molecule: messenger RNA, 5046 nt
Organism: Hippoglossus stenolepis (Pacific halibut)
Lineage: Eukaryota; Metazoa; Chordata; Actinopteri; Pleuronectiformes; Pleuronectidae
Gene: gcgrb
Product: glucagon receptor b
Exons: 14
Coding region: 1808-3376 (522 amino acids)
Biological process (GO): cell surface receptor signaling pathway; adenylate cyclase-activating G protein-coupled receptor signaling pathway
Cellular component (GO): plasma membrane
Molecular function (GO): gastric inhibitory peptide receptor activity; peptide hormone binding; glucagon receptor activity
Source: RefSeq, a predicted model, not a curated record